GUCAGUUGCUCUUAUGCUUGCCAGACAUUAACAACAACCACGCCGGGCCAUUGCUGCGUGAGCCUCGUGACUCAAACGUCACAGGUGACUCGAAACAAUUUUUCGAAUUCUCUCCCUUCCGCCCUGCGCGCAGGAAGGAACCAGUGAACAGUUUUCCGUGAUUGACGUUCGUCCGCGUAAACGAGGAAAGUGGUGGACUGGGGUUUCUCUCGAUUUCCGAUACUUUUGCCUUUGUGGAUUACGUUAGUGACAAUCGGGUGAAGAGGCGUCGAACAACGCCAGUGUAAUAUUGUCAAUAAAGAAUCCUUGGAGGGUGUGAAUUUGUAACUGGACGAUCAGAACUGAAGAUCGAAGGUUCAACGUUUUCAGCGAGCAAGAGUAAUAAAAAGAUACAGUACAAAGCAGUAUAUUCAGAAAAUUCAGGAUCUUCGAUGAGAAGCAUUUCCGUAUUCGUUUUUAAAGAUCGCGUCGAGUCUUCCUUAAGAAGUGUCUCCUUGUGAUACUCGACGGAAGAAGGCAAUCUAGUCGUCUGACCGUUGAUGUGAUCGUUUUAGUGUGCGAUUUUGCGGGUGGCUGUGAUCCGAGGACGUUGUUUCCCGCGAAGGACAGUAACGAACGGGUCGAAAUCCUCCGGCUCGAGGACCGACGAGAAGAAUGUGGAAGAGGGAAGCCGAGUUUGUGCUCUGAAGUCUAUGUUAACGUCGCGGAGGCUGUCAGGACCGAGAGAACAAUGACGGUCGACAGUUAGAUACUUCCCGCAAAAAUUCCGUGGAGGGUGAUCGAGGGCUGGUUCCGGGGGGGUUGUGGAUAUUAUGUUAGCAACGGGUGGACUAUGUGUGUUCCUGAAGGUGCUGGCGUUGGCGGGAAGCGUCUUGGCGCUCCUGCCAGAAGACUUCGAGGAUCGGGCUGCUCCUGCCAACCUGCAAGAGGAAUGCGCAUCGAGAUGCCCCGAUCUCGACUUGAAUCAGAAUCGAACGGACGACUCGAGCUCGGAAGGGGGUUGCGGAGUGCGAUGCAAGGUCGAGCAGUGCACAAAAGGCUGCGGAGCAUGGGAACGAGCCCUCGACACGAGCUGCCAAGCCGUUUGCAACGGAACGCAAGAGCUACUGCCGCCCAAGGAACUCUACUGUGUCCUGGGCUGCCACGACGCGUUGAAUCGAUACUUCCAACAGUUAAAAGCGGAAAUUGGCAUUCCUCCGGCGCCAGCGUUGGUUGCCGAUUCCUUGACUGCCACUUCCCUGCGCCUCGAGUGGAAAGGAAUAGACAUCGAAAGACGCGGCGGCGGCAUCUCGUACUUGGUGCAAUGGAGGUACGAAGAACUGGCUGAGACAUGGCAGUACUGCAGGAACCAAUCUUGGGGCGAGGACGAUCAGAUUCUUGUGGAGAAUUUGCAACCGUACACGAAAUACAGGUUUCGCGUAGCGUUGCUCUUGAAAUCGUCACAGCACAAUCCCGAGCCGAUCGUCUCCGCUCCGAGCGUCGUGAUACGAACGCUGGCAGCUGGUUUCCCGACCUCAGCACCGGUAAUUGUAAGAGCGGCGGUGGUAGACAGCUGCCGCGUCUCUGUGUCUUGGGAACCGGGCCCUUUUCCGAAUGGGCCACUUUUGUCUUAUGUCCUGCGUCUGCAAGGGGCUGACCACUCCCAGCUUAAGGAUAUACCCGCGUCCGAGAAUACGGAUCAUUAUAUGUUCCAAAAUCUCGAGCCCAACAAGAACUAUUCCAUCAGCGUCACUAUGAGGAACGGGGUUGGCGAGGGUCCGCCCGCCGUCAUCUACAUCACGACCACUCCAGAGCCAGCUGUGAAAGACACGCAGCAGCCUAUACUGAUCCUCGGCGGGCAGCACGUAGUCAUGAAACAAGACGCCGACAUGCUGGACGAUCCCAGUGUGGUUUACGAGAACACGAGCACCAUCCGCGGAGUCGCGAUUCACGUAGCGUCCGCGCAGUUGUUCGUCUCUGACUCGGUGGGAUACGUGUACAGAACGUCCAUCGUGAGACGCACUAAGCCCACGGUGAUACUCAGCCCCAGCCAAGCGAACUUCAAACCCUUGAGUCUGUCCGUGGACUGGUUGAAUCUUCACCUGUACAUCUUGGGCGAGGUGAAGCACGCGACGACGGUUUGGCAGAUAGCCAGAUGCAAUCUGGACGGAAGGGGAUUGACGGUCGCAGUGGCUGGAUUCUUGACGAGGCCGACGCACAUCGAAGUCGAUCCCUACAAUGGAUACCUGUUUUGGGUCACCAGGGGUGGUUUGUAUAGACUGGAUCUGGCUGACAUAAGCAAUGGAGUUAAGCACGAAGUGCAACCCUACUUAAUCCUAGAGGACGCACACUUGGGUGCCUUCACAGUGGACCACACGAACUUUCGCUUGCUGGUCCCACACCACAUCCAGAACACGGUGAUAUCUGUAUCCCUGGACGGUCGCGAGGUGUUAGACCUGCGAGCGAACACCCAGCAACCAAGGUUCAAGAACGUCGUCUCCCUGGCGAUGGCGAACGGCUUGUUUUACUGGACGAACGGGGAGGAAGUGCUGAUAGAGGGCUAUCACUCGGGGCAGAACAGAUACUUUCACAAUGCUUAUCCCGAUAGGUCGAACGGUUCAUUCGUCAGUGUCAAUGUACUUAUGGACGCUAGCCAGCCUGUUCCUGUCCCGGUGAACCCUCCUACGGGCGUGCAGGCAGUUUUGGGGGUGGAAAGGGCGAAAGUUUCUUGGCAGGCGCCCCAUCUGCUGGGCGGCCAGGGUAAAGGCGCCUGGCAGAACUGGUCGUACGAGCUUGAGAUCAAAGACGAGUCUACCGGCGAGACGAUCCAUCAGAAAGACAUCGCUGGCUCGUCUCACACUGUGCACAAUCUUCGCGAGAAGUCGGAAUACUCCAUCAAGGCUGCUGCUUACACGAGUGCUGGCAGAGGACCGUGGUCCACCGAAUUCAGGGGUCGGACUUUACGGGACGGUUCACACGCGUCCAUUCUCUGGUCCGCGAACGAAGGUCUGCUGAGAAGCGACGUGACCGGCGAGAACAUCGAUACUUUAAUAUACAAAGCGAGCUUAAAAGAAGCAGAGAACGACUACCAUAUUGUUGAUGUGAGUUGGUACAAGGAUGUACUCUACAUCGUGGGGAAUAAUUCUGCACUGUAUCGGUAUAAUAUUACUAGCCAUCAGAAGACGAAGAUGAACAUCCAUUCGGUCGGAAGCGUCGCCGUUGACUGGAUAUCAAAGAAGCUUUAUUGGGCUAACCCGAAACAACAGAUUAUAACAAGAGCCAACUUGAAUGGAUCGCAUCAAGAGCCAAUGUCGAUCCUAGCUAUCGUUAAAGAAUUAAUGAUCGAUUCGCUGGAAGCGUAUUUGUACUGGUCUACGGGACACGCUGUGGAAGUUGCACGUCUGAACGGUCAAGACAGAAGAUAUUACCAUUCCGAUGAGAUAUUUAAUGGCAAACAAGUGAUGGGUUUGACGUUGGACACAGAGAAUAGAUACGUUUACUGGAUCGUCCGAAGCUACGAAAGUGGAUCGAUCGUCUAUCGGGCGCCUACGUCUGAGAGGAUUCCUAUGAGCCACAAAAUAGUGCCUGAAAAGGUCUCAGCUUUACAGCACCCCAACAUGCAAGGCCCGUUAUGUUACUUCUCGGAACACCUGCUGUGGCUGCAAGACGAUCGCAAUGCAGUGAUAGGCGACCUGUCUGGUCAAAACACCGCCGUGAUAAAUGGUAUCACUCUGUCCGGCCUGCACAUGGUGGCCGUGAUGGAUCCUGCGCUUCAUCAAUAUCCGAACAAUCUUCUGUCGGACACGGUGGUUGUGCUGCCCAACGCAGUCAGCAAUGAUAGCAUUAGGGUAGAAGGAACUUGGCGGAAUUUCAAUAUAUCCUGGGACCCCGUGGAGAACAUCAAUUACGGGACCGUGUUUUACGAAGUGAAGUUCACGGACUACAUCAACACCAAUUCGAAUCCCGAGAUUACCACGGAGACCUCGAUGCCGUAUAACAAUUCGGAGCAAAUUCUGCCUUACUCUGUUCUAGAAGUGACCGUGAAAGCGUUCACCUAUUGGGAAUCGGCGCAUCACACGAGGAGGACAUUGCGAUCACCGCAAAGCGUGCCUAGUCAACCAACGAAUCCUAGGGUGUUCAUUGAGUUUCAUAAAGAACCCCUUAGCGAGAGCGUUGAUAUAUUCGCGAUAUUCAGAUGGAACGAACCACAGUUCUCGAACGGUCUGAUCACAGGAUACACCGUGCAAUGUUGGAAUCUCCUAGAAGAGCAAAUCCGCUGCGAGUCGCUUUUCGUUGAUGAACUGGAGCACACCGUGCACGGUCUGCUACCGGACACAACGUACUACUUCCAAGUGCGAGCUCACACGAAAAUCGGUCCCGGACCGUACACCGAUGUCAUCAAUGUGUCAACGAUACACGAGAAUCCGGUUCCGCAGCUGUUGGUUGCUACCAUGGACGCGGUGAGGAUCUCCGAUCUGGAUCAAGAGAAGAAUGACACCCUCAGUCGGCACAAAGCAAUCGACGUUGCGUAUCUGGCGGCGGAUAGCAAGAUUUAUUGGAUAAACGAGAUGGAGGAACUGGUCACAGCCGAUAUGGACGGUACAAAUGCAACCAAGAUUCUGACGUUGUACCAGAACGCCUUGAGUUUGACUAUCGACUGGGUAGCGAGGAAUCUGUAUUGGUCCGAGUCGGAAAACGGAGAUCGGAUCGUCAAGUUCGACUUGACCACUUGGAAAGCGGGGAUCCUCAAGUUCGAGGUGAUUGUCACGGCGAGCAGACGUAUCAUCAAUCUCGAUGUACUGCCAUCCACAGGAUCGUUAUACUGGAUAGAGCUGACGAAAAACGACAGAGGAGUGAUAAUGCAAUCGGAUUUAAAUGGCAAUGGCGUUCAACCCUUUUUUAAUCACAAAGAUAACUGCUCGUGUCCGUAUAGACCUCCCGUGAUCCCCGUGAUGACGAUAGAUAGUACUUCGUAUCAAAAGCCAGUUAUGUAUUGGAUCUCUUUGGACGGACACUUGAUCAUCGCUGACAUCAACGGCUGCAUGUGUAGUAUGAUAGUAAGCGCAGACUUCAGCGAAGGAUCGCCACCGACAUCUCUGACAGUGGAUAAAAAGAACAUAUACUGGUCGAACUACGAAGAAGGCCAGAUUUAUUAUAUAAACAAGGAAUCCACCGACAGUGGAGAGAUCUUACACUAUUACCUGCCAGCUGUUAGAAGCAUCAAGGCUCUGGGGAAAUCCUUACAACCGUAUCCAACCACAAACUGUCUGAUUCCCCGCCAGGCGUCCUACGUCGUGAAAGUGAUCAAAAAAACAGGAAACACUAUCACUGUGAGACUUCCCCAGCCUGUUCCUCAUUUUGGUUGUGAGAAAUACAAUUUACCGACAACUUUGUACACAAUAUACGCGUCUCAAUGCUUAGAGAACGACCCCACCAAGUGCGAGAAUGUCAAUAAGACUCGGCUGCUAACUUACGAGAAGGAGGACAGGAUCAAGCAUCUCAAGCCUUUCACUAAAUACAGGCUGACUUUAGCGUUGAGUAACUAUUAUUCUAAUUUGAAGUCGAUGAACUUGGAAUUUGGCCCCGGUGUCAUCGAAAGGACUGGAGCUGGUAACCCUACAGCUCCGGAAAAUGUAACAACGCAAGCCUUGACACCGACUUUGGCCGUAGUUUAUUGGAUGCCGCCGAAGGUGCUGAACGCUGAGGCGGUUCGGUACGAGGUGCACUGGAGAUUGGUCCGAUUGAUAAAUGGGGCACGGCAGAAAGGAGAGCAGCUGAUAAAGAGUAACGAGAGUACGGCCGACGGUAGAUACUUCACCAUGCUAGAACCAUGGUUACCGGGACAGGAAUAUUUAGUGUUCGUCCGCGCGUAUCCUGUGGACUUGGGCUUAAGUCCCGACGUCUACAGCGAAAGUCCUCGCCAAGUGGUGAAAAUGUACCCGGAGCCUAACAACCUGACGUUGAUCGGUGUCAGCGUGAACAGCAUGAACGUGUCGUGGUCGCCCACCGUCAACUUGACGAUCAAAUACACUUUAGAAUACAAAGACGUCGCCGUAGAACAAUGGCAAAUCGCGAACGACUCUAAAGUGGAUAAAGACAAGGUGGUCUAUUUCAUUGACAAGCUGCAACCGCGCACUUUGUACAAGUUCCGUCUGCUCCUGAGGUACCCGAGCUACAAGAAAGAUUUCGUAUGGCCGACGGAUGGGAAGUUCACGUUCCAAACAUUGGGUGACGUGCCGAGUGCCCCUGGUAUGCCUACGGCAACAAAACUCCGGAAUUCCAUUUAUCAGUUGAACUGGGAGCCCGCGCAAGCUCACGGCUCCCAGAUUACAGUGUACCGCGUCGAGGGUAUGAGAGUAAACGAAAUAAACGAACAAAUCGACUCGAACGAGAACGCCAGCUGGAAGCUCUACUACAAUGGGACGGACAAUUACUGGAUAAUUACGGGCGAUAUGGACGACAAAUACCGGUUUCGAGUUCAGGCCAGAAACGCGUACGGAUUCGGUGCAUGGAGCAGAUCCAGCCCGAUCAUUGAUUUGACAGAAACCACUGGCGGGAUACUGGCCGCCCAACAACAUUUGGGACUGGUAUUAGGACUGAGCGUCCCGGUUAUUACCAUAAUUCUGAUUUGCUUCUGUUAUUUCCUUUGCCUGUAUAGGCAACACAAGGAAGACAAGAAAGCUGUCUUACCUCCUUUAGUGAGCGACGUAGAGCUGGCAACCCUUCGAGAAAUACCCCGCGGAAAUUUUGUCCAAUCUAACUCACUUUACGCGUCCACGCUGCAAAACGAUCCCGAUGACUCUACCCUGCCUAAAAUCAGGAGAGAGCAAAUCACGUUAGCGAAGUUCUUGGGGAGUGGAGCAUUCGGGGAAGUGUUUCAAGGUAAUGCGAAGGACUUAGAGAGACCGGGAAUCACCCCGGUCGCGAUCAAGACGCUCCGAAAGGGCGCAUCGGCACAAGAGAAAACAGAAUUCCUUCAAGAGGCGAGACUGAUGAGCCAUUUUCGACAUAAACACGUACUCCGGUUGCUCGGAGUAUGCCUAGACACAGACCCACCGCUAUUAGUAUUAGAGCUGAUGGAAGCCGGAGAUUUAUUGAGUUAUUUAAGAGCGAGUCGAUCGUUACAGCCUACAGAUCCACACGCUUUGCGUCUACAAGAUUUAUUGGCUAUGUGUGAAGAUGUAGCAAGAGGAUGUCGUUAUCUGGAGGAACUCCAUUUUGUACAUAGAGAUCUUGCAUGCAGAAACUGUUUGGUGUCUGCUAGGGAUAGGGAAAACCGAGUAGUUAAAAUUGGUGAUUUUGGGCUUGCAAGAGAUAUUUAUAAGAACGAUUAUUAUAGAAAAGAAGGGGAAGGACUGCUACCUGUUCGUUGGAUGGCCCCUGAAUCUUUAGUAGAUGGUGUAUUCACUUCUCAGAGUGAUGUAUGGGCAUUUGGUGUAUUAAUGUGGGAAAUUACAUCUUUGGGGCAACAACCAUACCCUGCCAGAACAAACCUUGAAGUGUUGCAUCAUGUGCGUGCAGGUGGUAGAUUGCCUAAACCUUUGAACUGCCCACCUGCUUUGCAUCAGUUGAUGUUACGUUGUUGGAGUGCUGCUGAUGCUAGACCAAGUUUUAAAGUUUGCCUUGAGAAUAUAGUUAGCCAUCGAAGUACUAUAGAGGAUGCACCAUUGACCCCUGUACAUGCUGGUCAUUACUUAGCUAGAAGAGGGAAUUCAUGGAAAUCCAGUAGUUCAGAAGGUAGUCGAGAUAUGCAGCCAUUCCUUCAAAAUUCCAAUAAUGCAACACAAUCGAGUGAAAUACCAAAAUACCUGGAACUGCUAGCAGAUAAUGAAGAUAUUAUUUUAAGAGAUAAUUCAACAAGUGGAUACGAAGUGCCUCGAUCAAUUCAUAUUUCUGAUCAAAAUUUGGGUAAUGUAAAUAAAGCUAGUGCAAAUGUAGAUUUAAAAGAUAAUUUGCAUUCUGAUACUUUACAAGAACAGAAAGAUGCUCUGACUGACAAUAAAGAACAUUUAUCAAAGAAGUGUGAUAAGAGGUCUUCAGUAUCGAGUUUAAAUUUAUCAGAACGUAAAAGAGCAUCAGUUACAAGUAUGACUGAAAAAUGUAAUACUUUAGAUAGUUCAAAAUUAACUAAUCCUACUAUUAAAGCGAUUUUGAAGAGAGACUCUUUUACCUCUUUAACUGAUCAUAGAAGAAAUAAAAGAAAUACGACUGAACGGCGAGGAUCAGAAAUAAGUUUAGAAGGCAGAAGUUCCAGUUCACUCAGUUCAAAUAUUAGUUUAGCACCACCUACGCGACCCAGCUCAUCGUUAAUUAGUUCACAAAAUGUUCUUCCAUUGAAAAACAGUGUUAUGGCUGGUACUGGAGAAUCUGGAAUAAUUGACAAUAGCAUCACAAAAAGUACAUUGCCAAAAAUUCAAAGGACUCAUUCUAAUUUACAGAACGGUAAAGCCAAUAUUCCGUUGGUGAUAAAUAGUACAUUAUUAAAUUUAUUAAGGCAAACUCCGGUUGAAGAUAGUAACAAUAUUGUUACAUAUACAAAUAUCAAUACAGAUGCUGUUAGAGUAAAUGGAUCGUGAAGCUCUUUUAUUAUUGAAACAUAAAAAGGCUGGUUUAUUUCAACUGUCAUAUCUUUAGCUGUAUGAAAAUUGAAAACAUGUGUGAAGUUCCAUAGCUUUAAACUGCCAUAAUAAUGUGUGUACAUAUUUAAAUUUUAAUACUUAUAGCAUAUUUUAUGUAAGUCAUGGCAGAAAACGUUUUACUAUAGUUAUUAAUUAAUAAUCGUGGACUUGUUUAUCAUCUAAAGAACAAAAAUAGCUAUAGAGUAUUAUACGGGGAUUAAAGUAAUCCGACAUAAUUUUAUACUUGUUAUUGAAAAUAAUGUAUUUAUUUAAUUACCUAAAAAUACGAUUAAAGUUUCACUAUUCAUUGUACAAAUAUCAUAUUUGGUGAUAAUAUAAGCUAUAACACGGAAAUUAAUAUUCAUGUUAUAUAAGGAUUUGUUAAGUUUUAUAUGUAAAUUUAAAAAUACUUAUCAAGAUAGUACAAUUAAGAAUAAAAGUUUUCGAUUAUGCUAAACUUUGUAUGAAUGGACUGAUAAUGUUUGCAAUUGAUACUUUCAAGCUUGAACAAGUUUGAAAGGUAUUGUAUAUAUUUUAUUAAUACGAAAUUGAUAUUUUUUUAACUACAUUCGUAAUGUGUUUUCCACAAAAGUAUUAAACUGAUAUUAUAAGUAUCAAAUCCAGAGAAUUAAUAGACGAAAUGUAGUAGUUACGAUAAUAGUACACCUGAAUACGUACUUUUUAAAAAUAUUUUCACAAUAUUGUGUCACAAGGGAACAAAAAUGUCUAAUAAAUUUUUUAUACAUUUGAAAGGUAUAUGUCAAUGAAUGACGUCCGAUAUUAAACUAAACAAUAAGAUAGAUUAAUAUUUUAUAGUCUUCCUAUUUAAAGCUACUUUGGUAUACACUCUACAUAUCGUUAGUUCCUUGUAAACCAUAAGCUAAACUUUGUAAAUAUCCUUCACUGUUAUGUUAAGAGAUUUAUUGCUAAGAUAGUGAUAACUGUAUGAAUUUUGUAUAUUUGAUAUGUGCAAGUUAAUAUAAUCAUGCAAAUAUCACCUCACAUAAACUUACAUACAACAUGUAACAUUUAUCACCCAAGUUUGGAGUAAGUAAAAUUUCAGAUGUAAAUAAAUAAA
Nomia melanderi (Alkali bee) is the source of this 9675-nucleotide messenger RNA. The record is from RefSeq and is a predicted model, not a curated record. NCBI's taxonomy places the organism in Eukaryota, Metazoa, Arthropoda, Insecta, Hymenoptera, Halictidae.